Pteropus alecto (black flying fox) is the source of this 537-nucleotide messenger RNA. Its product is annotated as gap junction alpha-3 protein-like. Gene Ontology annotation, cellular component: connexin complex. The record is from RefSeq and is a predicted model, not a curated record. The coding region runs from base 1 to 537 and encodes 178 amino acids. Gene Ontology annotation, biological process: cell communication. Lineage: Eukaryota; Metazoa; Chordata; Mammalia; Chiroptera; Pteropodidae. The transcript has 3 exons.
AUGGGCGACUGGAGCCUCCUGGGGAGACUCUUGGAUGCUGCGCAGGAGCACUCCACGGUCACGGGCAAGGUCUGGCUGACCGUCCUGUUCAUCUUCCGAAUCCUGGUGCUGGGAGCCGCGGCUGAGGAGGUGUGGGGGGACGAGCAGUCCGACUUCACCUGCAACACCCAGCAGCCGGGCUGUGAGAACGUCUGCUACGACAAGGCCUUCCCCAUCUCCCACACCCGCUUCUGGGUGCUCCAGAUCAUCUUCGUGUCCACGCCCACCCUCAUCUACCUGGGCCACGUGCUGCACAUCGUGCGCACGGAACAGAAGAGGAAAGAGGUUCACGGAGUGCCCCAGGUAGCCUUCAUGUCUCAAAGAGCAGAGGAACGGGAGAAGCACUCCCAUGUGGCUCUUGGUGACCUGGGACCUGGGGCUGUCACGCUGAAGGCCUCCCAGGGCGUGAAGUUUCUGCACGAGGUCAGCCCUCUGAGCCUGACAGUGGCCCAGGCCUUGGAUGAGACACUGUGCCAGGACGAAGCUGAGGGCAUCUGA